CGGCAGGACAGGUGGAAUCUAACAUACCAGGGGGAGGGGGCUCGGGUUGAACUGUCUCGUACCUGCGAUCCAGAGAUCAGAGCCGGCCUGACACCACUCAGCGCUGACAUUGAUGACUUAACAGGUUGAACAUCUGAGAGAAUAUUAGCAUCAUGACGCAAUACGUUGACAGAAACCAGGUGUUAAAAACCACCAAGGUGCGAACAUCGCUGAAGAAUGAUGUCAGCUGGAUCCAAAGCUCCGAACGGGAAAAAGAAGAGCAAGACGAAGCAGGGACGGACCUCGGUGAGGAGACCACACCCGCUGAAGUCAAGCAGAAGUCAUACGUCCUCUCCACGGCCAAGAUAUUUGAAUCAGUGGAGGAUCCUGUGAGUCUUCCUCCCAAACCGACAACUGAAGGUGAUUCAGCUACAGAAUCACUAUCACUAAUGACAAACGGUGAAGUUGUUCUUCCCCAAGAAGAUGCUCAGCCUGGGGGGUCAACAGAGGAGACCACAGACAAUACAAAGCCCAAAGAACACACAGAAGAACACGUCCAAAAUGACGAAGCACAACCAGGCAACACAGCUGAAGAAAACAAGGAAGUUGCUGAUGCACCAGUCGACCAAUCAAAUGCAGGAGAAAAACAGAGCACUGCUGAAGUCUCUGCAGAUAUUCAUGUCCAAAAUGUAGCACUGUCAUUCUCUUCAGUAAAGGAAAACCCAGAUGCAGCAUCUCCUGCAGAGCCAGCCGAGCAACCGGUGGUAACAGCUGAAAGUGAAGUGGAACAUGCUGUUACAGCAGCUGAGCAGUCAAUUGGAGAUCCCACCCAGGACAAGGUCUCUGCAGAUGCUGGCGUGGAAGAUCCUGUUGCAGAAACCUCAGAUGUGGCUGGAACAGAGGAGAAGAAUGAACCUGCCGAAGUCCCUUCUGAUGCUUUCACGCUCAAACCUCAUGAGGAACCUUCAGUCAAAACUGCGGCAGCAAAUGAUACACACUUGGAGGUCGCCACGGUAGAAUCACCUGAACAAGCUGCAGAGGUUCCUCAGGAAGACGCUGCAGAUAUUCAUGUCCAAAAUGAAGCACUGACAUUUUCUUCAACAAAGGAAAACCAAGAGCCAGCCGAGCAACCGGUGGUAACAGCUGAAAGUGAAGUGGAACAUGCUGUUACGACAGCUGAGCAGUCGAUUGGAGAUCCCACCCAGGCCAAGGUCUCUACAGAUGCUGGCGUGGAAGAUCCUGUUGCAGAAACCUCAGAUGUGGCUGGAACAGAGGAGAAGAAUGAACCUGCCGAAGUCCCCGCUGACGCUUUCAAGGUCAAACCUCAAGAGGAACCUUCAGUCGAAAAUGAGCCAGCAAAUGAUACACACUUGGAGGUCGCCACGGUAGAAUCAACUGAACAAGCUGCAGAGGUUCCUCAGGAAGAUGCUGGAGAGGUUUUUGAGGCUGUAGCUGCAGUUGUGGUGGAGUCUGCACAUGAUAUGAGUGACGGGAUUCAUGCAACACCAGAAGAAGAGGCCCCUCUGAAAAAGAGUGUGGAACCAGUCCCAGAUUUAUUGUUCGACUCUCUAGCCGAUUCAUUAAAUCUCAGUCCUGUAUCAGAAUCGCGGAAUCAGUCUGCUGCAAACACCACGAUCGAGUCUGAAGAGUCAAAUGUUGAAGCUGCAGCUCCAGCAGAAGCAGGUUUAAAGACCAGAGCUGAGGAAGUGCCCGAGAGUGAGGUCCAGCCUGUUGAUGACACCGCACCUGAGAAAGCAGCAGAUCCUGUGCUGGUGGAGUUGGACAUCACUGACGCUGCUGAGCCUGUAGCUGUCUCAGAGGGUGGAGCGGUUCAGAGUGAGUUACCUGACGGAGGUAUUGAGCUGACUGAUGCAUUGGAUGUGGAGCCGCCCACAACUGAAGCUGCUCCUGAACCUGUGGAGGAUCCCGAACAGUCCCCCUCAGAGGAGGCGGAACCGAAACAGUCUGAUGAUACCAAUACCACUGACUUGUUUCAAAAGCGCAGAGAGGAGCAACAAUCCAAGUACAAUCUGAAAGUGACCAGUGAUGGCAAAUCUAUUUGUUCGUUCUGUGACCAAAUUAUUGAUGGACUGAUCAAGCUCACAUUCAGCGACCCUCUGCUGACCUGCCAUGCUGAGUGUCUAAAGUGUGGUGUGUGUGCUAAGGGCCUAGGAGAGUUGCUGAGGCCCAUGUUUCUGCGUGACCAGCUGAUCCAGUGUGAUGGCUGCUUCUUCUCGAGACGUGAAGCCUGACUGUUGUCAGAGGACUCAAAGUAUACUGUGAUUAAUGGGCUGAGAACUUCAUCCCUGUUUCCUUUAGGCUGUUAAAAUUUAUAACAAUUUUCUCAGUUAACGCUUUUAAGUACAUUUUGUCAGGAUUGGGAAAUCUGCAAAAAGCCUCUGCAGUUUGUUAUGUGUUACAACAACUGCCAAAGAUCCUUGAAUGAAAUACUUUGCAGGUAGCAUGAAUGAUUUUGGGUGUAAUGUACUUUAUAUGGUUAAAAUAAAAUCACUGCUUAAUGCUUUA
Pleuronectes platessa (European plaice) is the source of this 2505-nucleotide messenger RNA. Its product is annotated as neurofilament heavy polypeptide. The record is from RefSeq and is a predicted model, not a curated record. The transcript is spliced from 10 exons. NCBI's taxonomy places the organism in Eukaryota, Metazoa, Chordata, Actinopteri, Pleuronectiformes, Pleuronectidae. The coding region runs from base 153 to 2231 and encodes 692 amino acids.